CAUUAUAUGCCAACACACUCAAUUUUCUCUCAGUAAAACUCGAUUUUCUCCAUUAAUAUAAAUCAGAAAACUUUCUUGUCAUAUCAGUCGUGAAGAAUGUCAAAUACUGAUAAAUUACAGGCCCGUGUCAAUGAACUGGAGGCCGAACUUGCACAGUAUCGGCAACAAUAUGGUGGGGUUUGUCGUGAAAAAAUAACAGAAAUGAGCUCUGAAGUUGUGGAUUCCAAUCCUUACAGUCGAUUGAUGGCCUUGAAGAGGAUGGGCAUUGUGGACAACUAUGAGAGAAUCCGUGAUUACACUGUUGCAAUUGUGGGUGUUGGAGGAGUUGGGAGUGUGACAGCUGAAAUGUUGACGAGAUGUGGGAUAGGAAAGUUGUUGCUGUUUGAUUAUGAUAAAGUGGAGUUGGCCAACAUGAAUCGUCUCUUCUUCCAACCACAUCAAGCAGGACUAUCGAAGGUUGAGGCUGCGGAAAAAACACUCAGAAAUAUCAACCCGGAUGUAGAAUUUGAAGUACACAACUAUAACAUCACAACUAUGGAUAACUUUGACCAUUUUAUGAACAGGAUAAGCCAUGGACAUCUUAGAGGAGAUAAACCAGUAGAUCUUGUGCUGAGUUGUGUGGAUAACUUUGAAGCCAGGAUGGCAAUCAACACAGCUUGUAACGAGUUGGGACAGACAUGGAUCGAGUCAGGCGUGAGUGAAAAUGCUGUCUCCGGUCACAUACAAGUCAUCAAACCAGGGGAGACGUCUUGCUUUGCUUGUGCUCCCCCACUUGUUGUAGCGACCCACACCGAUGAGAAGACGUUAAAACGUGAAGGUGUGUGUGCUGCUAGUCUUCCAACCACCAUGGGCAUCGUAGCAGGAUUUUUAGUACAGAAUUGUUUAAAGUAUUUACUAGAAUUCGGUGAGGUCUCCUUCUACCUUGGCUACAAUGCUUUACAAGAUUUCUUCCCCAAGAUGUCGAUGAAGCCCAACCCGAGCUGUGAUGACCGUUACUGCGCAAAACAACAGAAAGCAUUCCAGGAGCAAGAGGCCCUGAAACCAAAGCCUGUGGUGGAGGAAGUGAAAGAAGAAGAAGCCUUACAUGAUGAGAAUCCAUUCUUCAUAGAGGUGGUGUCGGAGACAACUGAAGAGGAACUUCAAGCUGCUGAGGGGGAACAGCCAGAUCUUGUAGCUGGAGUAAAAGUGGCAUACACAGUCAAACAGCCUGUGGACGAGGGAGGCGAUAGUACAACUGGUGCAGAGGCUGGGACAAGCUUAGACGAUCUGAUGGCACAGAUGAAGAAUUUAUGAUCGGUGCUAAACGAAAAUAUCAUAUAGACAUUCUAAUUGUACAUGCACAUUCUAUUUAUGGAUAUCAAAGGGCGAUAACCCCAAGUUGUGGUCGGUGCUAAAACGACAAUAUCAUAUCGACAUUCUAUCAGUGCGUGCACAUUCUGUGCAUUCAUGGUUCAGCAUCUUUUCAAAAGGACGAUAGUGCCAUUUUUUGUUUAUAGUGACAAAAUGUGUUUUGUGAAUUAUAUUUAUGGAUAAAUGGGUACAUUCUAUUAGCAACAGAAAACACCCAAUAUCAUAUAGACUAACAACAUUAUCAUAUGGACUUGUAUGGACAUUCUUUUUCAAAAAGACCCUGCUUGUUGCAAAAAGACAACAUCAUAUAGACAUUCUAUCUGUACAUGUAUGCUAUUAACCCUUUUACUGCACUGAAAAAUAAAAUGAUGAUAUCGA
Messenger RNA from Lineus longissimus, 1728 nucleotides. Its product is annotated as ubiquitin-like modifier-activating enzyme 5. Gene Ontology annotation, biological process: protein ufmylation. The transcript is spliced from 12 exons. Gene Ontology annotation, cellular component: cytosol; cytoplasm. Lineage: Eukaryota; Metazoa; Nemertea; Pilidiophora; Heteronemertea; Lineidae. Gene Ontology annotation, molecular function: UFM1 activating enzyme activity. The record is from RefSeq and is a predicted model, not a curated record. Bases 97 to 1293 code for a protein of 398 amino acids.